Messenger RNA from Purpureocillium takamizusanense, 1695 nucleotides. RefSeq names its product Ergothioneine biosynthesis protein 1. The record is from RefSeq and is a predicted model, not a curated record. The transcript has 4 exons. The coding region runs from base 1 to 1695 and encodes 564 amino acids. NCBI's taxonomy places the organism in Eukaryota, Fungi, Ascomycota, Sordariomycetes, Hypocreales, Ophiocordycipitaceae.
AUGCUCAAGAGAGCCAAGCUCCCCUUCAGCCGCGUGCCCAGCAUCUACGCCGCCGGGCCGCUCCCCACCAUGCAGGACUGGGAGGCCCUGUGGCAGGCGUGGGACGUGGUGACGCGAGGGAUGCUCCCCGAGCAGGAGCUCAACGAGAAGCCCAUCAAGCUGCGCAACGCGUGCAUCUUCUACCUGGGCCACAUCCCGACCUUCCUGGACAUCCAGCUGACCAAGACGACGGGCGAGCCGCACACGGAGCCCGCCGGCUUCGUGUCCAUGUUCGAGCGCGGCAUCGACCCGGACGUGGACAACCCCGAGAAGUGCCACGACCACUCCCCCGUCCCCGACGAGUGGCCCCCGGUCGUCGAGAUCGCCGCGUACCAGGGCCGCGUGCGGGACCGCCUCCGCCGCCUGUACGCGGGGGGCGAUGGCGGUAGCGGCGCGAUGACGAUGAUGCCGCGAGACGUCGCGCGCGGCGUCUGGGUCGGCUUCGAGCACGAGCUCAUGCACAUCGAGACGCUGCUCUACAUGAUGCUGCAGAGCGACCGCACGCAGCCGCCGCCGCACGCCGCGACGCCUGACUUUGAGAUGAUGGCCAAGAAGGCGUUUGAGGCGCGCGUCGCAAACGAGUGGUUCGACGUGCCUGCGCAGACCAUCACCAUCGGCAUGGACGACCCCGAGGACGGCACCGACACGAGCCGUUACUUUGGCUGGGACAACGAGAAGCCCGCCCGCAAGGAGGCCGUCCACGCCUUUCAAGCCAAGGGCCGUCCCAUCACCAACGAAGAGUAUGCGCAAUACAUGUACGACACCAACGUAUCCCAGAUCCCCGCCUCUUGGUCCACCACACCGCCGCCGUCGCCGCACAACGGCUACACCAACGGCGACGUUGUCAACGGCCACGAAGCAGCCGGCAACGGCAACGGCAACGGCAACGGCAUUCCGACCAACGGCGCCAACGGACACGGCCGCUCCCUCACAGCCGGCAGCGGCGGCAGCGGCAUCCUCUCGGCGCUGCCCGAGGCCUUCCUGCGCGACAAGGCGGUGCGCACCGUCUACGGCCUCGUACCCCUGCGGCUCGCCCUCGACUGGCCCGUCUUCGCCUCGUACGACGAGCUCGCCCGCUGCGCGUCGUGGAUGGGCGGCCGCAUCCCCACGUUCGAGGAGGCGCGCAGCAUCUACGCCUACGUCGACGCCCAGACCGAGGUGUCGACGCACAGCAAGCUGGCCAACAAGGUCCCUGCCGUCAACGGGCAUCUCGUCAACGACGGCGUCGAAGAAACGCCCCCAUCCCUAACCCCCGUCGACGGCAGCUCCCCCUCCUCCGCUCAGCAGCAGCAGCAGCAGCAGCAGCAACAGGAAAAGCUGUUCGUCGACCUCGCCCGCGCCGGCGCAAACGUCGGCUUCAAGCGCUGGCACCCCGUGACCGUCACGCACCUCGGCGGGCGGCUCGCGGGCCAGGCCGGCAUGGGCGGCGUGUGGGAGUGGACCAGCUCCCCGCUGCGCCGCCACGAGGGCUUCGCGCCCAUGGCCCUCUACCCGGCCUACACGGCCGACUUCUUCGACGACAAGCACAACGUCGUGCUGGGCGGCUCCUGGGCCACGCACCCGCGCAUCGCGGGCCGCCGCAGCUUCGUCAAUUGGUACCAGCGCAACUAUCCCUACGCGUGGGUCGGCGCCCGGGUCGUGAGGGACGUCCAGUAA